GUUUUGGCUCAUGCAUUGAAAGGGUCCGCUUCUUCUUUCGCUGCUCUCUUUGGGUUCUCCGGCUAUGGGACUUCUCGACAAGCUGUGGGACGAUGUAGUCGCGGGGCCAAAGCCAUCCGAGGGCCUUGGCAAGCUGAGGAGGAAGAGCAAUCCAGCGGGUGAGAACGGCGAUCGGCGAUUCCAGCAGCGGAGCAAGAGCAUCGCUGUUCCUAGGCGGCCGCCGGCCUUGAAUGUCGAGUGCGAGGCCUCGUCGCCCUCUUCGUCGUCGCUGCCGUCGACGCCGCUGGGAUCGAGCCCUCUAAAUUCCCCAUCGCCCGUGCCAUCUCCGGCCUCGAGAAUGCGGCACAGUCUGUUUCGUCAAUGCAACAAUAGUUUCACGACCCAAUCCGAUCUGAUGGUCAUUAGUGCUCUGGACAAGUGAUCGAUCGUUACGAUCUACACUUGGAAGAUCUGUAAGAUCCCUGGUGCGUAACGCGGCCUGGUCCUGCGCGGUGGCUCUCAUCCAAAGCCAUCGAUGGCGAUGAAGAUGAUGAUGAAAAAUAGUGUAAAGUUUUGUAUCAAAGUACCUUGUGUGGUCUUGGGACUCGAAUCCCGCCCUUCUAAGAAAAAGAAGUGAUUGUGUGGUCU
Molecule: messenger RNA, 627 nt
Organism: Selaginella moellendorffii
Lineage: Eukaryota; Viridiplantae; Streptophyta; Lycopodiopsida; Selaginellales; Selaginellaceae
Product: dormancy-associated protein homolog 3
Exons: 4
Coding region: 65-421 (118 amino acids)
Source: RefSeq, a predicted model, not a curated record